GCCCUUCUGGACCCCGCAUUCAGCCCAGCCGCAUGAUUGAUUCACCCUUAGAUCUACGGUCCUAAAGUGGUUACUCACUGGUGAGUAACAAAGGGUUACUCACCCUAUCUCAAGCCAUUAUGAUAUUGGUUAUGUAUGUUCAUUGUUACACUCGUGGAAAUUAAUUGACUAGUUUUGGCAGUUAGUUCGUUACUCUCCCCUGUUUUGGUAUUUCUUUCUUUCUUUCUUUUUGUAGUGUAGCUCCGUUCCAAGUGGAACCCUGGCCUUCUGUUUUUGGUGUUUACUCCAACUUCCAUAGUUCGCUUCGCUUCUCCAUGUAAUAAUCAAAAUCCCAACCACGAACCCAAAAACCCAAAAAAGGUGAAUGGAAAGCAAGCAUGCUCUCACUCCCUCCCAUUCUUAUUCUUCUGCUACUGCUGCUGCUUCACCUCUCAGCAACAAUGGCUUCCGCAGCAAAAGGGGUAGCAAUUGGUCGAUCCGGGUGCCCGACCCAAUGCGGGAACGUACGAAAGCCACUCACAAGGGCUUGAAUUUUGCACAGACUGAAGACAAGAAUACCAUGUGCGUAACAAAUGGGGAUCAUCGGGAAUCGAACACAAUUACAAUGCCACUGGACAAGGCCACCAACAAUUACAAUGCGAGCAGGUUGCUCGGUCAAGGUGCACAAGGCACGGUUUAUAAAGGGAUGUUGGAUGAUGGAAGAAUCGUCGCGGUGAAGAAAUCGAUGAUUCUUGGUGGAGGGAAGCUGAAGCAGUUCAUCAAUGAAGUCGUCAUUCUCUCACAGAUCAAUCACAGGCAUGUGGUUAAGUUAUUGGGUUGUUGCUUGGAGACAGAAGUUCCUCUUUUGGUUUAUGAGUUUGUACCUAACGGUACACUUCAUCAGUUUCUUCACAAUCAAACAGAGGAGCUUGUUUUGACCUGGGAUGUGCGUUUGAGGAUCGCCACUGAAGUUUCUGGAGCUCUAUCCUACCUACAUUCAGCAGCUUCGAUGCCCAUUUACCACAGAGAUGUCAAGUCCAAAAACAUCCUUUUAGAUGCUAAAUAUCGAGCCAAAGUAGCCGAUUUUGGGACUUCAAGGUCGAUCAAGAUCGAUGCGACCCAUCUGACAACUCGCGUCGAAGGUACCUUUGGCUAUAUGGAUCCCGAGUAUUACCAAUCAAAUCAGUACACCGAGAAGAGUGAUGUCUACAACUUUGGAGUAGUGCUAUUUGAGCUGCUAACGAGGAAGAAACCGGUGUCAUCAAAUGAUUCGUCUGAGGAAGUGAUGAGUCACAUCACAUCAUUUAUACUCUCAUCAACGGAUGAAUCCAAAUGGUUCGAGAUGAUUGACCCUCGAGUGUUGAAGGAAUCAGGAAAAGUUGAUGUACUGACAUUAGCUAACUUGACAAGAAAGUGUGUAUCUUUAACAAGAACAAGUCGUCCUACAAUGAAAGAAGUCACAAUGGUCAAUGGUAUUGGAAGGGAUUCCUAGAGAGUCGCUAGGGAGUUGUAUAAAUGUUGAAUACGAUUAUUAUUAUUAGAAUUAGAAUUAUUAUUAUUAUUAUUAUUAUUAUAAUUAUUAAACCACAAGUUUAAAAAAAUUACCAAAAAUACGAAAUUACUGUUCCUUAAGAAAAAAUCGGGACUUACUGUUCACAGAAAGGAUUUAUGAUCUGCUGCGGGUGAUCUUAGGUAAGCCCGAGUUCUGUCACAUUGGGCUGGGCAAGUAUGGCCAUUGAUUUCUUUAUUAUUUCUCCACAUGCACGUGCUAAUCUAGAAACAGCCACACCUGACACACACCACCCUCUUUUUCGUGCAUCCCUCUCUCCUCUUCGUUCCUGUUUCCCCCAUUCACCCUCCUUUACAAUUGUGAAAAAAAAUCCCUUUUCAUGUCUUCCGCCCAAUCUCAAUCAAAGAACCCGCUCGCCAUAUCAACAAUUCUUGAACACUUGAUAAAGAAGAAGAUCAAGUAAGAGCAAGAAGAUCUUAGAAACAAAACCCUAAAAAUGAUUAACCGGCUGUUAGAUGCUCACUGAAGUUACAGCAAUCGCCGCGCCGCACAGGUAAUCACCUGCCCGAGAAGAAGACGGAUCGUGCGCUUGCCGGAGCUAGGCUCGGUCUGAGGGCAGAGAUCACUUAGGAGGCUUCCUCUCUGAGCGCGCUCAACAGCUUUUGGAAGAAGAUGAGAGAUGAGUUGUUAGCUUCUUCUGUGAGAAAUCGAGGGUUCCUCUUCCUCACCACCGAGAAAUCUAAUCGAAGCCAUGGGAGAGUUGAUUUCCUGGUUUCGUCGGCCGACCUCAUCCUCUUUGAAUAAGGACCCCUACGUCGUUGUCCCCUUCUGACUUCCUGAAUCCUCGAUCUGGCGCUGCCUCUUUGAUUUCCUGGGUAUCGUACAACGGUUUGGAUGAAAUAGUUGACUGUGGAACUGGCAAUAAUGAUAGUGAUGAUGAAAGAUCAGGAGGUCAGCAGUGAAAAAUUGAUCAAAGAAAUCAUGCAUUUAACCCACCAUCCUCAAAUAGAAGCUUCAUCAGUCUUCUCUCUCUAAUUCCCUCUGUCUCUCUAAGUGCCAAGCUUUGGAUUUGGCUGGAUUAAUUGCAAUUUUGAAUUGGAAAGGAUGAGGUGUUGGAUUUAUGGACGUAAUAGGUUGCUCUCCCGUUGAAAUAAACGUGUUAGAACGGGCUAUUCCGAAUCGAAACAGAUGAGCAUGCAUGCGACUUCUCUUCUUCACUCGAAUCCAAAAGCAGAAAUUGAGACCAGCUUGCCUAGCCGCCACUUAGUGUUCCAACUCUCCAUCGGGAAACAGAGACAAAAUUGGCUCGGCAGUUUAGCCGAUUAGGAAGAGAAGAGUAGCCAAUGAAAUGAGGUAAAUGGA
Messenger RNA from Linum trigynum, 2851 nucleotides. NCBI's taxonomy places the organism in Eukaryota, Viridiplantae, Streptophyta, Magnoliopsida, Malpighiales, Linaceae. The record is from the annotation of a GenBank genome assembly.